Molecule: messenger RNA, 186 nt
Organism: Thlaspi arvense
Lineage: Eukaryota; Viridiplantae; Streptophyta; Magnoliopsida; Brassicales; Brassicaceae
Source: the annotation of a GenBank genome assembly
AUGGUGGGGAUGAUAGGAAAGAGCCUCUCCUCGGCCAUGAACGCCAGAACCGUCGGCUCCGGUGACCAAACCUUAGUCCUGGGUCAUGGCUAUGGAGGAGACCAGUGUAUGUGGGACAAAAUUGUCCCUUUCCUUUCCCUCCGGUACCGGGUUCUGGUCUUUGAUUGGAGCUUCUCGGUGCCGUGA